AUGGUUGAGCUCCGUCGUUCAACAAGAAAGAAGAGCUCUGAUGCGCCAAAGAGAGCCCCAGAAGAGGAAGAAGUAGCACCUAAUGCACCCGAGACAAAAAAAGCUAAGACAAACGGGAGCAAGGGCGAGCUAGAGGAGGGUGACGAAGUUCCUGAUGUUGUUUUGAAAAACCAAGAGGGGGAAGAGGUGUCGCUCAAGAGCGUUGUGCAGCAAAACAAGGUUGUCGUAGUUUUUGCCUACCCCAAAGCAAGUACGCCUGGUUGCACGAAACAGGCAUGUGGCUUCAGGGACAACUACGAAGAACUGAAAAAGAAUGCUGCCGUAUUUGGGCUGAGCACGGACACCCCCAACGCGCAGCAGAAAUUCAAAGAAAAGAACUCGUUGCCAUUUGACCUGUUGUCAGAUCCUCAGCGCAAACUGAUUGGACCACUCGGGGCCAGCAAAUCGCCUUCGGGUACGAAAAGGUCAUAUUGGGUAUUUGUUCAAGGAAAGCUGCGCACCAAGCGGAUUUCUGUGUCACCAGAGGCCUCUGUAAGCGAAGCCAAGAAGGAGGCGAUCGAGGCUGCGCAGACCGAUGAUGGCGAAAACGCGAAGGAAGAAGUGAAGGAAGAACAAGAUGGCGAAGUUAGUGGAGAAGAUGAGGUAGACGGUAACGACGAAGACGACGAAGACUUCAACGAACAGGAGGGUGAGGACCCUGAAUUGGAAGAGGUGGGUCAGGAAGAAGACGAAGAGUAUGAAGAGGGUGAUUUGAAAAAAGACGAAGACAGCGAAGCUGAUGUCGAAGGUGGAAACGAUGACAGCGUGGACGCCAAAGAAGAAGCCGACGGAUUACAAGAAGAUGAGGCCGAAGGCGAAGAAGAAAACGAGAGUAAUGAAUAG
Molecule: messenger RNA, 882 nt
Organism: Lachancea thermotolerans CBS 6340
Lineage: Eukaryota; Fungi; Ascomycota; Saccharomycetes; Saccharomycetales; Saccharomycetaceae
Gene: DOT5
Product: thioredoxin peroxidase DOT5
Exons: 1
Coding region: 1-882 (293 amino acids)
Biological process (GO): cellular response to oxidative stress; cell redox homeostasis
Cellular component (GO): cytoplasm
Molecular function (GO): thioredoxin peroxidase activity
Source: RefSeq, a predicted model, not a curated record